UGGUCCGAAUUGUACAGAAAAGUUUGUGAACUCGUCGCAGGGCGUCCAUAUAUCGUGCAUUAUUCACUGGCGCAAGCAACAUUGGAAGAAGCAUUCCUAAGGCUUGCUGAGUGUGAAAAAGAUGAUGAGUCAUCGGAGACACCAAGCAUUGAAGUUUCGAAUUCUGGUAUUUUACAGUGUUAA
Messenger RNA from Gongylonema pulchrum, 183 nucleotides. NCBI's taxonomy places the organism in Eukaryota, Metazoa, Nematoda, Chromadorea, Rhabditida, Gongylonematidae. The record is from the annotation of a GenBank genome assembly.